This is a messenger RNA of Symsagittifera roscoffensis, 2341 nucleotides long. RefSeq lists its product as uncharacterized. Bases 404 to 2326 code for a protein of 640 amino acids. Gene Ontology annotation, molecular function: guanyl-nucleotide exchange factor activity. The record is from RefSeq and is a predicted model, not a curated record. Gene Ontology annotation, biological process: positive regulation of Rho protein signal transduction. The transcript has 2 exons. NCBI's taxonomy places the organism in Eukaryota, Metazoa, Xenacoelomorpha, Acoela, Convolutidae.
CUGACUAUUGUUCUUCUCAGUGAAGUUAAGUGUCAGUUAAAGCUUUUAAUCGUUUUCAGAUUAAUUAUUUUUGAUUGAAAGUAUAAAUGAUGGCCUGUCAUUUUCUAUAAAAACAUUCAACACUGGCAUUCUUUUUUGAGCAGCACUGCUUGAAAGUUUCUCGCGUUGAGAGAGAAAGCAGUGUGAAGUGAUAAUGCAUAGAGCGUUAAAUGCAGUUGAAACUCAUAAUGAUCUCACCUGCAGUUUGAGAGAAAACUUACCAAAAUACUCAAAAAGAUUAAUGUUCAUCAUAAAUUUUAACUGAUUUAAAGAAUAAAUCUAUAUCCGCCGAGAAAAAGAAACAAUAUUCGAUACUGUAUAAUUUGAAAAAAAAAUAAGAAGUAGAUUUUAAUCGAGUUCGAAAAUGAUCAAGACGAUGAAUAAGAGUCCAGUUUUGAACAGAUCUCGAUUUUCACGACAUAUCGGGAGUGGGAACAACUCACCGACAGAAAAAAGCCCGGAGAGCAUGCUGAUAUCUGACACCAAUAUUUCACUCAAUAAGUUUGCCCAAAACCGAAGUGUGAACAAUAUCAGACCACCCCUCGGCUUGCCCCGAGCGAACGAAGGCCGAGGUCGAAAACCCGAGGCACGAGUCAAACCUCGUGUGCGAUCUAAGGAACCUUUCAACACGUGCGGCGAACUGCAGAUUUUAAACAGCACUGGAACCAUAGUGAACAGUUCUCUAGAAGUUUCAAACUUCACUGUCAAUAAUUCAUCCAAAUUUCAAAAAGCAGCAAAAACCUCGAGUUUCAAGAAGCCAAAUUUUCCGAAAAGCCCAGUAAGGCAUCAGAACUUAGAUGCUAUUUCUCAGUCGAAUCCAGACGUGAAAAAAUACAAACUGCCCGAGACUUCGAGACUUGAGUCUCCCGCGUCUCCGAGGAUGAUGGCGAAGAAUGACACCUGUGGAAUCCAGUUUCUAGGCGCUGUGUGUUACUCUCCGGCGCUGAACGAAUCGAAACUGUCGUCAUACCGGUCUCAGAUAAACUCAAGGUCGAGUGGAACUUUCCUAAACAGCGAGCCAAGACUGCCAGUCGCAACUGCCAGAGUUACACAACCCUUAUGUCAAGACUGCGAAUUAUUCUUAAGCGACCUUGAACCAUCCUCAAAACCCAUUUCGACCAUUCAGAACAUCUGCCAAAAGUGUUCACACAGUCGAAAGCAGAGACGCGAGCUUAUCAUUGAGUUAGUUCGCGAAGAAAUAUCCUAUGGAGAAGAGAUCAGAUGUUUGCAAAGAGAAGUUAGUGAUCGGCUAGUUAAAUCAGGCCUCAUAACUAGCGCAGAGUACCAAACAAUUUUUGGAAAUUUGGCCGAAAUAGUUCGCCAUAAUGCCAACUUUCUGUCGCUUUUCCGCGAGGAAAUUUGGAAAGCGUUGCAAAACGGCGACCAAACUUAUCAUACACUGGAAAUUGGGAGAUUGUUUAACGAAUCUUACUCCAUGUUCCUAUCAUAUGAAGCGUAUUGUAACUCGGUUAACGAAAAAGUCGACAGCUUUUAUAAAAUUCAAUCUGAGAAGAAUUCAGUUAAAGCUUUUGUAUCAAACUGCCAAGAACAAGUCUCCGAAUUUCAAAAUGGUCCUGCUGUAGAGCGAUGGCUCUUGAAACCCCUGCAACGAUUAAUUCGAUACCCGAUCUUACUGGAAUACAUUCGAAAACUAACACCCAGAAUUCACAUUGAUUGGAUGAACUCAAAACGAGCAGUUUCCAAAAUCAAUUUCUAUUUGAAAAGAAUCAGAAACCAAAAUUCGGGGGUCAUUAAAAACGGAGAGCCUUCGAAUCUCAAAACAGUCCGAUUUGAGCCGAAAGACAACAUCAUUGAUUGGCCCAAACUGGCUUGCCGAGAGCUCGAAUCCGAAACCGAAAACACAACCUUGCUCAUGGCCGAUUUCGUCGGUUUCGAGAAAAUAUCACUGAAAUCAAAAGUGACGAAACGACGUCGAAAGUACGUGGCGAUGUUAGUGAUACUUAGUAAUUAUUCCCAUAUGUACCUACACAACCGGAAUAAAGAGGUAUAUCUUUUGGUUCUGAAAGAAGUAGCCAACAAUGAUUUCAUGACGAUUCGGAAACUGAACAUAACCGAAUGCUCUCUGUGCGUUGAGCCUGAGCGACCUUUGGUACUAGAGGUCACUGAGAUUGCCACUUCAGAGGUCACUGCGGUCAAAUUUUCUUCGGCUGAAACUGCGGAAGAAUGGAUGAAGGAAUGCAGAAAGUUUGCUUUUGAGAAUUCAAAGUGGAAUAAAAGACGAAAUGCAAUGGGAAACAUAAUGUUAGGUGUUAUUCUAGAAGCUUAGUGUCACUAGAUUAAU